Molecule: messenger RNA, 449 nt
Organism: Neofelis nebulosa (Clouded leopard)
Lineage: Eukaryota; Metazoa; Chordata; Mammalia; Carnivora; Felidae
Product: small ubiquitin-related modifier 1-like
Exons: 1
Coding region: 20-322 (100 amino acids)
Biological process (GO): protein sumoylation
Cellular component (GO): PML body; nucleus
Molecular function (GO): protein tag activity; ubiquitin-like protein ligase binding
Source: RefSeq, a predicted model, not a curated record
GGGUGAAGCCACCAUCACCAUGUCUGACCAGGAAGCAAAACCUUCAGCUGAGGACUUGGGGGAUGAGAAGGAAGGAGAAUACAUUAAACUCCAAGUCAUUGGACAGGAGAACAGUGAGAUCCACUUCAAAGUGAAAAUGACAACGCAUCUCAAGAGGCUCAAAGAAGCAUACUGUCAAACACAGGGAGUGCCAGUAAAUUCAGUCAGAUUUCUCUUUGCAGGUCAGGGAAUUGCUGGGAAUCACACUCCAAAAGAACUGGGAAUGAAGGAAGAUGUGAUUGAAGUUCAUCAGGAACAAACAGGGGGACAUUCAAUGAUUUAGAUAUUCUUUUUUUUUUCUUUACUCUCAAUCCUUUUUUAUUUUUAAAAAUGUUUUUUUUAUAAUGUAGGUGUUCAACACAGACUGGAAAACGGGCACCCCAUCUCUUUAAAACAUCUGAUGAUUUGAA